CAAUUGCUUUGAAUUACAAAAGAACAAACUCAUCUGGAAUGGCGACUUAAGCGAAUUAAAGUCCUACGUCGCAGAAAAGUUAAACAUAAAUGGUAAAUGGAAAAUAAAAAAAUCACCGUCAGGUGGACGCUGGUUAUUUACUAGCGAUGCUUUGUCUAUAACCUGGUAUUGUAAAAGCAAAACUGUCUUAUUUCAAGGUCCUCGUGGCAGCGAAGUGGCUGACUCUUUGAAGAAAAAUAUCGAUGCAUCGCGAAUUGCAAUAGUGAAAGAUGCCGAGCUAAACAUUGCUAGUACCCCUGCUGUUUCCGAAAGACGGAAUGAAUCUAUCGAUAACCAGUGUAGUCUCAGUAUUAACAAUUCUAACUCGAACAUGUUUGAUAGAUCUAGUAAUACCACAACAACUAUCAACCGAAACGACUCGGAUGCUAGCGAAGGAAAAGCAAAUGAGCAAGAAAUGUGUUCACACAAGCAGAACGAAGGCGAUUAUAUAAUGAAUUGCAAAGACUGUAGUAAAUUAUCUGUAGAAGUAGCAGAAAUUAAAUUGGACUUGGCAUUAUUAUUCCUAAAAGUUAAUACUGCUGAAGUUCCCGCUACAUGUGAAUGCAAUCGGCUACGAAGCGAAAAUCAGCUAUUGAAACAAGAAAUUAAAUUACUCAAGGAAACGCUGCACGGCAUGGAAUUGUCAAAAUCGACAAUUAUAUUAGCAUCGCUAUCGAUAAUAUGA
This is a messenger RNA of Paramuricea clavata, 724 nucleotides long. The record is from the annotation of a GenBank genome assembly. NCBI's taxonomy places the organism in Eukaryota, Metazoa, Cnidaria, Anthozoa, Malacalcyonacea, Plexauridae.